Molecule: messenger RNA, 1350 nt
Organism: Dendrobium catenatum
Lineage: Eukaryota; Viridiplantae; Streptophyta; Magnoliopsida; Asparagales; Orchidaceae
Exons: 1
Coding region: 1-1350 (449 amino acids)
Source: RefSeq, a predicted model, not a curated record
AUGACUUUAUUGUUGUUUUGGAAUUAUAGAGGAGCCAAGAAGGUGGAGGCUGCUCUAUAUCUUAAGGAGGUGAUCAAGGAUCAUAGGGUUUUCUUUGUAGGAUUAUUGGAAAUGAAAAUUAAUUCUCAAGAUAAUAGCCACCUUAUGAAAUUUUUGGGCACGAAUUGGGACUCUUUUGUAGUUCCAUCUGUUGGUUUGUCAGGUGGUCUAAUGGUAAUAUGGAGGAAUGACUUAGUAGCUUUUUCUGUUAUUGAAGCUUCUUCUCAGAUGAUUUUGGGUAAACUGGAGGUUCACGGCAAAGGUAGCUGGAUUGUUGCUUCUGUGUAUGGCAGUACAAAUGCUCACGAAAGGAAGAAACUUUGGAUUGAUAUUGAAAGGCAUUGUUCAAAUGAUCUCCCUAUGGUAGUGGGAGGGCAUUUCAACUGUGUACUUUCCCAAACUAAGAAAAGGAGAGGGAAAACAUUUUGCUUGACUAAAGGGUCAAAGGAUUUUAAUAACUUCAUGAUCAUUAAUGAUCUUCAUGAGGUGAAAUCAAUGGGACCAAGGUUCACUUGGUGUAACAAUAAAACUGGUAAUGCCAGGAUAUUGGAGAAGUUAGACAGGUGUUUGAUUAAUUCCUCUGCAUUGAACAACAUCCAUCUUGCUAUAGUUAAGCACUUAUCCUGUAUAGCAUUGGAUCAUUGUCCGAUACUGUUGGAUAUCUACAAACUUAUGGAGAGUUCAAACAGGGAUAUCCAUUAUGAAGAGACUUGGGCAUCUUACCAUGGUGCAACUACAUUGGUGAAGAAAAUUUGGCUUAAAAACUGUUUGGGUUAUCCACCAUCUGCUCUCAAUUUAAAACUCAAGAGGACUCUAAGAGGUCACUUUUACUGGAGUAAGGCAAAGUUCAUGAAUCUGAAUUUAUUAAGGGAUAAACUGAAGAAUGAAAUUCUGGAAAUUCAGAUGGAGGAGGAUGAAGGUUUGAUAUCUUUUGAUAUAUUACAUCUUUUGAGGUUUAAAAUUAACGAACUCAGUGUUACUUUGGCUAGGCUCAACACUUGGUGGAGACAAAGGGCUAAAGCAAGAUGGAUGGACGAAGGUGAUUGUAAUUCGUCUUCUUUUCAUUCUUUUGCCAAUGCUAGAAGAAAUAACAACUGGAUUAGUUAUAUAAUGACUAAGGAUGGUAUUAUUUCGGAAGAUGAAGCUGUGAUCCAGAGGACUUUCUCAGAUUUUUUCAAGUUGAAAUGGCAACACAGAAAAUGUUCAUUAGAUGGGUGGCUGAAUCCAUCUGCUGUCAUUAGUAAUGUUGACCAAAUUAUGCUUGAUGCUAAGUUUACAAGGGAGGAAUUACAGGUGGUUGUGGAAAAUUAG